AUGAGGAUUGAUGAGUUAAAGAUUGAUGACUUGUUAGUUAAUGCAUGCAAAGAAAACGGGAUUGUUGAAGCGACAAAGAUACAGGAGCAGGUGAUACCGGUGGCGAUGGGAGGAAGAGACGUUGUGGCUAUAUCGCAGACAGGGAGUGGAAAGACUCUUGCAUUUAUUCUGCCGAUUGUUUCAUGCUUACUGUCCAGAGAUCGUUCGUUUUACUGCUUAAUAAUUGCGCCAACAAGGGAAUUGUCUUCACAGAUAGUUGAGUGUCUUGGAAUGUUCAAGUCCACUGGCUUGAGAACGUGUCUUUUGGUUGGAGGAGUGAGCUUUGGGGUACAGACAAGUAUGCUUGCAAAGCAUCCACACAUUGUUGUUGGAACGCCUGGAAGAAUAGCAGAGCAUAUUCUGAAGACCAAGUCAUUUAAGAUAGACAGAGUGCGGAAGGUUGUGCUUGAUGAGGCGGAUAGGUUUUUUGAGCAAGAUUUUGGCAGUGAUUUGGACACGAUUUUUGGAAGUCUCCGAAGUAAACGACAGACACUUCUGUUUACUGCAACAAUGCCUGAUAAAGUGUGUGAGCUAUCGAAGUCGAUUUUAGUGAAUCCAAAAACCAUUAAGGUUGUGGAAGGAUAUGAGACUGUUGAGACGCUGAAGGAGUAUUAUGUGUUUGUGCCAAUGAAUUGGAAAAAUUCGAGUCUUGUUGAGAUGCUUGGAAUGCAUCCUGGGGAGGCAGCAAUUGUAUUCGUUUCAAUGUGUGUGUCUGCGCAGAUUGUAUGCUUGGCAUUGAAUAGACUUGGGAUUCAUUCAGAAGCAUUGCAUGGAGGGCUUGAGCAAGAGAAGCGGGAUAUGGUUGUAAACAAGUUCAAGAGGAAUGAGUUUGAUGUUCUUGUAUGCACUGAUGUGGGAAGCCGAGGACUGGAUAUAUGCCAUGUAGGUCUUGUAAUAAACUUUGAUGUUCCAAAGAAUGGGAAGGACUAUAUACACCGAGUAGGACGAACAGCAAGAGCUGGUAAGUGUGGAACAGCAGUUACUUUUGUGACUCAGUAUGAUGUUGAACAAAUACAGAGGAUAGAGUUCGCAUUGGGAAAGAAGCUUGAAGGGCUUGAAGUAUCUAGGUGCUCUGAUUCUGAUAAUAGGAUGGUUGAGGAGGCAGUGGAAGCAGCGAAGGACGACCUGAAACAAAUAACAAAGUCAAAAAACAGAUACAGGAAGAAAGCAUAA
This is a messenger RNA of Ordospora colligata OC4, 1212 nucleotides long. RefSeq names its product ATP-dependent rRNA helicase. The record is from RefSeq and is a predicted model, not a curated record. The transcript has a single exon. The coding region runs from base 1 to 1212 and encodes 403 amino acids. NCBI's taxonomy places the organism in Eukaryota, Fungi, Microsporidia, Ordosporidae. Gene Ontology annotation, molecular function: nucleic acid binding; ATP binding.